Aplysia californica (California sea hare) is the source of this 1068-nucleotide messenger RNA. Its product is annotated as hormone-sensitive lipase-like. The coding region runs from base 1 to 984 and encodes 327 amino acids. The record is from RefSeq and is a predicted model, not a curated record. NCBI's taxonomy places the organism in Eukaryota, Metazoa, Mollusca, Gastropoda, Aplysiida, Aplysiidae. The transcript has a single exon. Gene Ontology annotation, molecular function: hydrolase activity.
AUGGCGUCUGUAAAAGAACAGUGGGCUCCAUUUGCAGAGAAGUACAAGAUACACCCGGACACCUAUAACCAUUUUCGACGUGUGCAAGAACUCGGCUUCAAACCAUUCCAUGAAAUCAGUCUUGAGGAAGCGCGAAAGCAAACCGAAAUUGCAGGGAUCGCCUUUGGCGGGAAGAUCGACUUUUCCGGGACAGAUAGAGAAAUCAUUGUCCCGUCCCCUCACUCUGAAAAUGGCAUCCCUGUAUCCGUAUAUAAACCCGCCUCCUGCCCUGAAAGGCCCGCCAUUUUGGUGUAUUUCCACGGUGGUGGGUUUAUCGCCAGCAGUCGGAGAACCCACGAAGCGGUUCUGAAAAUAAUCGCCCGAGAAUCAAGAGCGAUCAUCGUGAACGUCGAGUACCGUCUUCUGCCACGCCCGGAAGCUGUGUACGCUCCCUUUGACGACGGACUGGUAGUGACGCAAUGGGUGCUUAGCAACCGAGCAGUAGUCGGCGGGCACGCCAAAAGUAAAGUCGGCGUCGGUGGCGACAGUGCCGGCGGCCAUAUUGCUGGUGGUGUGUCCAACGUACUCCCAGAACCGCUAGACUUCCAAGUUUUGAUUUACCCGGGGCUCAAAGUCCCCGAAGAACCUCCGUCCGUGAGAGAGUUCGCAGACGUGCCCGGACUGAGCAAAGAAGCCCUGGCGUACAUCUUAGCAAACAGCGUGAGCAACAUCCCAGACCAGGCCAGCAACCCAAGGAUCAACCCUUACGCCGGACAGUUCUCAGCCUCGCACCCAGAGACCUUCGUGUUGCUCUGUCAGCUGGACCCGCUCAGAGACAGCGGUCUCAUGUACGCUCAUCGUCUCCGCGAAGCAGGGGUCAAGGUCACGUGUGAGAUGCUGGAGGGGAUACCUCACGGCUUCUUCCCUCAGUGUGACACCUACAGGCAGAAAGGGCCCGAGGCGUACGCUCUUGUAGCCCGCUUUCUCAACCAGUUCCAUACGUAAGAAAAACAAAGCGAGAACAUGUCUAUGUGCAAUGUAGCCUGCUCUCUAUAACGACAUUCUAUAUAUAGUGGGGGGGGGGGGGGG